CAUUUACCCGCGUUAGUUGAACCACCCACUUUGUUUGGCGGGACUGAACUAAGAAGAAGAAGAAACUCCACCGUCUAAUCGGAACGAUGCUGUUUUCUGGCAGAAGAAGGAAGAUUGGCACCAGCGCUCAGACAGAGCUGUACGGACAUCCGCUACAGUUCUACGGGCAGCCUCCCCUCGAAAACAUCUCUCUGGCUGAAUUUGAGGCGUUUGCUGUUGACAGACUGAAAUUGCUGAAGACCAUUGAGAAUUUGGGAGUGAGCUAUGUGAAACUGUCAGAUGACUACUUGAAGAAACUGAACAAUGAGUGCAAAGGCCUGAACUUUGUUCACAGACCGGAUGCUGUUGAUGACCGAAAAACUCAGAGUGGACCAACUGAAUUUGAGAAACGAAGAAAGGACCAUAUCUCCCAUUUCAUUCUCAGACUUGCCUACUGCCAAACGGAGGAUCUGAGACGGUGGUUCAUACAGCAGGAAGUCGAUCUUUUCCGCUACCGCUUCAACGAGCUCAGCUCAAAACAAAAGCUUGAAUUUCUUCACAGAAAUAAUCUGCAAUAUGACACGAUUACUGUCGAAGAGAAGAAGGCUCUGUCGGAUAAACUUGUCAGCUCCAGUUACGGCGUCAGUGGAAUCACUGUGGAAGAUCAGGACUUCUACAAAGUUCCGUUUCAAGACGCCCUGGAUCUCGUGCGAAUGAGGAAAGUGUACCUCAAAGCAGGCUACGUGUACAUCCCUCACCAGGACAUCGUCACCAUUGUUCUCAACGAUUUCCGCACCAGGCUCUCCAAAGCGCUUGCACUGACAGCCCGCUCGCUACCAGCAGUGCAGUCUGAUGAACGGCUCCAACCGCUUCUUAACCACCUCAGUCAUGCCUAUGUGGGACAGGAUUACAGCAUCCAGAAGAAUGUUGGGAAAAUCUCCUUGGAACAAAUUGAUUCACUUUCAGCAAAAUCAUUCCCACUCUGCAUGAGGCAGCUCCACCAGAGCCUCAGAGAGAACCACCAUCUCCGCCACGGUGGACGCAUGCAGUACGGCCUCUUCCUCAAAGGUAUAGGCCUCUCUCUGGAGCAAGCACUGCAGUUCUGGAGGUCGGAGUUCAUAAGAGGCAAAGUGGAUGCAGACAAGUUUGACAAAGCAUAUGCGUACAGCAUCCGCCACAUGUUUGGCAAAGAAGGCAAGCGCACAGACUACACCCCCUACAGUUGCAUGAAGGUGAUUUUAUCAAACGCACCCAGCCAAGGCGAUCAUCAUGGAUGUCCUUUCCGCCACAGCGACCCAGAGCUGCUGAAGCAGAAGCUUCAGUUCUACAAGGUGUCUCCCAACGGGAUCGGCCAGAUCCUGGAGCUGGUGAAAGGGAUGCACUAUCAGCUGGCGUGCCAAAAGUACUUUGAGCUGACACACAAUAUUGAGGACCCAAAUUUCUCGCUCAAUCACCCCAACCAGUACUUUAUAGAGAGCCAGAAAGUUUUGGGAGGAGGCAAGGACAUAAAGCGAGAGAUGGACAAUCCACAGAGGUCGCAGGAAAACUCGGCCGUCAGAGGAUCCAGCGCGGCUCGAGAAGCUGCAGCAAACGCCCCCCAGGAUUUGGCCGAAAUGACAGAGGAUCUGGACUCUUUCUUUCAAGACGCCUGAUGUAUUUUCAUUUUUUUUUUCUACGAGGACUUGACAUUUGGAUGGUUCAUAUUCACACUUAGAUGUCGUAAUCUCACUGUACAUGACAUUUUAAGUAUUAAAGUUGCAUAUUAGUAAUUCUCCAUGAUGUUUUAGUCUGUUUUCAACAUAGCAAAGUGUGAGUUAACCUUGACUUUACAUAAACUUCAGUAUCAGACCAAAGCAGUUUCCUUCCUUUAAAAUUCCUUGUCAUGUUAGUGACAUUUAGCUGUUUAAGCAGAGUGUAAAAAGUAGUCUCAGUUUCUCUGUCUUUGUUUUCACUUGUCUGAACUCAAAUGGCUUCUGCCCAGUCUCAGUGCACAGAGUUUUGGCAGGGACGUGGUUGUGGGGGUGAUGACUAGAACAUUUCCCAGCUGUCUCAGAAACAAUGUCAUUGUAUUUGCUGGCAGGAGUAUGGAUGAAUGGUGGCAGGAGGAUGGAUGAAAAUAAACAAUUUCCACAGUUGUAUUA
Messenger RNA from Plectropomus leopardus (leopard coralgrouper), 2120 nucleotides. It is a transcript of the gene prim2, whose product is annotated as DNA primase subunit 2. Lineage: Eukaryota; Metazoa; Chordata; Actinopteri; Perciformes; Serranidae. Gene Ontology annotation, biological process: DNA replication initiation; DNA replication, synthesis of primer. Gene Ontology annotation, cellular component: alpha DNA polymerase:primase complex. The record is from RefSeq and is a predicted model, not a curated record.